AAAAAAGGGGAUAGUACUUAUUUCUUUUAUUAUAAUAUUAAAAUAAAACGACUAAGUAAUAAAUUAGAUUAUAAAAAACUUAAACUUUUCGAAAUUAUUAAAAAAAGUCUUACUAAUUAA
Molecule: messenger RNA, 120 nt
Organism: Colletotrichum lupini
Lineage: Eukaryota; Fungi; Ascomycota; Sordariomycetes; Glomerellales; Glomerellaceae
Exons: 1
Source: RefSeq, a predicted model, not a curated record